CAGGCGCGGUGCAGGCGGUGGCUGCGGUGGCUGCGGCGGCCGAGGGGCAGCGCGGCGCGGCGGGGCCGAGCGGUGCAUGGGGCCGGGCCGCGCCUCGCAUGGAGCCGCUGCGCAACGGCGGCGCUGGCGCGGAGGAGAAGCCGCGGCGGCGAGGGGCGGGGACGGACGCCGGAGCUCCGCGGCGGAGGAGCAGCGGUGGUGGCGGCGGUGGUGGUGGUGGCGGCGCGGCGGGCGUUGACAGCGCGGUGGGGCCGCAGGCCCGGGAGCGGAUGGGUUCCGGCGGCCGGCAGCGGCGGGACUCGGCCCGAAAGAACCGCCCGCCCUUCCCAUGGUUCGGUUUGGAUAUUGGAGGCACCUUGGUCAAACUCGUUUAUUUCGAACCAAAGGACAUCACGGCUGAAGAAGAAGAAGAAGAAGUGGAAAACCUCAAAAGCAUCCGUAAAUACCUGACCUCAAACAUAGCUUAUGGAUCCGCAGGCAUCCGGGACGUGCACCUGGAACUAAAGGACCUUACCCUGUGUGGACGUAAAGGCAAUCUGCACUUUAUACGCUUUCCUACCCAUGACAUGCCUGCUUUUAUCCAAAUGGGAAGCGAAAAGCACUUCUCAAGCCUCCACACUACCUUAUGUGCCACCGGAGGUGGAGCGUACAAAUUUGAGCAGGACUUUCUCACAAUGGGGGACCUUCAGCUUUGCAAACUGGACGAACUCGAUUGCCUUAUUAAAGGAGUUCUGUACAUCGAUUCCGUUGGCUUCAAUGGACAUUCCGAGUGUUACUAUUUCGAAAACCCAACGGAUGCUGAGAGGUGUCAGAAGCUCCCGUUCAACCUGGAGAACCCCUAUCCUCUCCUUUUGGUGAACAUCGGCUCAGGGGUCAGCAUUUUGGCUGUGUAUUCAAAAGAGAACUAUAAGCGGGUGACGGGCACGAGCCUUGGAGGAGGCACCUUUUUUGGUCUCUGCUGCCUUCUCACUGGUUGCUCCACCUUUGAAGAGGCCCUGGAGAUGGCAUCCCGGGGGGACAGCACCAAAGUGGACAAACUGGUGCGGGACAUCUACGGAGGAGACUAUGAGCGGUUCGGGUUGCCAGGCUGGGCUGUAGCAUCCAGCUUUGGAAACAUGAUGAGCAAGGAGAAGCGGGACUCAGUCAGCAAAGAGGACCUGGCCAAGGCUACUCUGAUAACCAUCACGAACAACAUCGGCUCCAUCGCACGGAUGUGUGCACUGAAUGAGAACAUCAAUCGAGUGGUGUUUGUUGGCAACUUCCUUCGGAUCAAUACCAUCUCCAUGAGGCUUCUGGCCUACGCUUUGGAUUACUGGUCGAAGGGACAGUUGAAAGCACUUUUCUUGGAGCAUGAGGGUUAUUUCGGCGCAGUCGGGGCUCUGCUGGAACUCCUGGAUUCCCCUUGACUCCGUGAGGAUUCCUGACAUCGGAUCGGUGAAGUCAGGGCACUUCCCGGGUCACCACAUUUCACUUGGAAGCAAAGGGAAGGACUCUCGUGUUCGUGUCUGUGUGAAACCCAUCCUCAGUGACAAGCAGGUUGGUUCAGGAGGAGAAUGUACAGCUGCUGUCCUGGCUGUGUCUGGAACAUCUGGAGGACCUUUAGUGCUUCCAUCACAUCACCCUUUCCAUGUAGCCUGUGGGAAUGGGGAUGGAAGAGCAGGAAUCCAUCAGGAUCCCUCCAAGUGCUGCAUGUGCUUGGUUCAUGCUCCCAGAGCUCAACCCGCAGCGUCUUGUGUCAUGUCCUUGUGUGUCCAGGGGACAGACCCCAGCAUCCCAAAUCCAUACGGCUGGAAUCUGUGUCCACUGAACUGCUGCGCUCCCCACAGGGCUUCAGUCCUGUUACCACUUUUCCUUACCUGGAACCUGCAGACCAAAGGUGAGGCACAAAUCCUGUGUCACAGCUUGAUUCCCAUUUCACCCUCCAACACUUCCAUACAGCCCGCAGCACCCUUUGGGAUGUGCUGGAAUGUCAGCACGGCGUUAGGAGGUCUCACCCUCUGAGCUGGAUGUUGUUAGAAGCAAAAGUGAGGAUGAAAUAGUGGGGUUUGAUAUUGUUUGUUUGCUCGUUUUAUAUUCUUGCUCUGUUGUAAACCUCUGCUGCAUAGAAGUACACCAAAGAGCUCCUGCUUUUCCCUUGGACGCUUGGGAUCUGCUCUGGAAUCUUCCUUUUACAUGUAUGGAUUGUGGAAGUGGUGGAGCUGCAGGGGGGAAUCCUCUCUGCUUCCCAUACACUGCUCUGCUCUGUGCACGCAGCCUGCGACGGGCAGCUGAGGGCAGGAUCCCUGAGGAUCUCACACCUCGGGAUGUGGAUUUUACUCAAUAAAGGCUCUUGGAACAAC
Strigops habroptila (Kakapo) is the source of this 2339-nucleotide messenger RNA. RefSeq names its product pantothenate kinase 2 (gene PANK2). Lineage: Eukaryota; Metazoa; Chordata; Aves; Psittaciformes; Psittacidae. Gene Ontology annotation, molecular function: pantothenate kinase activity; ATP binding. The transcript has 7 exons. The record is from RefSeq and is a predicted model, not a curated record. Gene Ontology annotation, cellular component: cytosol; nucleus. Bases 99 to 1406 code for a protein of 435 amino acids. Gene Ontology annotation, biological process: coenzyme A biosynthetic process.